Molecule: messenger RNA, 927 nt
Organism: Coccidioides immitis RS
Lineage: Eukaryota; Fungi; Ascomycota; Eurotiomycetes; Onygenales; Onygenaceae
Exons: 3
Coding region: 1-927 (308 amino acids)
Source: RefSeq, a predicted model, not a curated record
AUGGCUCACAACCUUGUGCUAGAAGCUGAACAUCUGACACAGGUUUUCACACUGUUGCAGCCCCAAGAUCUCCCGAACACAGAGCUCAAUGCACAGAUUGGGUCCUGGAUUAACACUCGCUCGUUCAUGCUCAGCCUUCUUAAGCGCUGCAUCUGUCCCACAGCUGUCAGCGAUGAACUUCUGGUGAAACUGCAGGCUGUAGGCUUCAAGAGAACCCCUUGGACAGUCGAAUCCCUUACCCAUCAAAUCAAGGCCAACAAGGACUUCCAACGCGCAAUAAUCAACUUUGUAUAUCUCUGGGUGAUUAAGUUUGUAUUGCCGCUAAUGGAUAAAGAUAUGCAAUCGUUCUCGUCCACGGACUCCGACAGCGAGUAUAGGCUGGACUUAAAUGUAUCAACUAGAGAGAUGGACCGCUGUGCGAUUACCGGAAUAUACAGCGUCGAAGCAUUUGGAUUCAACAACAGAGCGCCUGGAAAGGUAGUCCCCAUGCGAAUCCUUCCCGAAUGCCUACGCAGCGACGACAAAGCCCAGCACCUCGUCCAAGUCUUUACCGGAGGACGGAUCCACUCAAUCCGAUCGAUAAUCGACAAGCCCGAAAACGCAAUCUUCAUGUCCGAAGCCAUCACAGACAGCUUUCGAGAAUUCUACUGGUCCCUUAAACCAGCAGCAACAACAGCCCCCAGAACCACAAGAUCCAACCUCGCCGUCGAACGACUUGCCGCCCUUCAGGUCCCCGAGAUCGCAUCCCUACCGCCAAACUCGCCCGUUGUGCUCGGGGAUAACGAAGCGAGCUUGUCCGUCCCUCCCCCUUCUCCAGAUCUCUGCCGCCUACACCUUGCCGUGGGGCAGAUCCUUAACGAGACUGGCUCUCUCCCCAUGAUCCUAAGGUUCUCUAUGCCCGGAACUCUCAAAGAAGCCAAGCAGUAA